UAAUGUUUGUCACCAAAGAAACGAGAUGAAAUCUGCCGAGAAUUUACCCGUUAGAACAUAAUGUGAGUGUUUUUCUGGUUAUCUCUGACCUUAUGCUGCAGUCUGGAUGCAAACGGGUGGUUUAAUGAACCAACCAGUCAACUAACCAGGAUGAAGCUGCGGGUUCGGAUCAACCGGCAGAACAGCAGGGUGGAAUUGCCAGGCGAGGAGCCCACCCUGCAGGAACUCUCGGAUCUCAUCAAGCAGACGCUGCUGUCCGAUCAUGGACUCGGCACCGACACAGAGUUCAGUUUGUCUCUGAACGGCUCAGAGCUCCUCUCAGAAUCCGGUCAGACUCUGUCAUCCUGUGGAAUCGUUUCUGGGGAUCUGAUCUGUGUCCUUCUGCCGCAGCCGCCACCUGCUGCCAUGGCAACCUCAGAAAGGACCACAAGCUCCACAGAAACAAACAGCCAGGAGGAUACCAACAGGACCACUAGCCAGGACAGCAGCAGCAGCCGUCAGUCGCUUCAGGCCUGCAACAUGCAGAGCUGUUCAGCAGCGCCCCCUGUCUGGGAGCCCAUGCUGUGCAGCGAGGCAGAGAACGGUGAGGCUCCUCUGUCCCUGGAGCUGCUCUACCACACGGCCCAGACCAGCAGCCCCAACGACGCCAUCAUGGUGGUAGCGCAUCUCCUCAUGCUGGAGACUGGCUUCUCCACUCAGGGCAGCGAGCUGAAGCCUGGGGAGAUGCCUGCAGGGUGGAGGUCUGCGGGGGGAGUCUACAGGCUGCAGUACACCCAUCCUUUAUGUGAAAACAGUCUGGUGUCGGUGGUGGCCGUGGGCAUGGGCCCCCUGCUGGUCCUUAACGUGGUUCUGAAGGUUCCUGAAACCAUCGACACGGCUCAGAAGCUGCUGCUGAAGCCGUCCAGCUACGUGACUCGAGAUUGGCCAGGAGAAAAUGCAGCCGCGGCUUUCAAGAAUCUGAAGAAACUUUCCCGAAUCUUCAAAGACCAGCUGGCGUACCCGCUGAUCGCUGCUGCAAGAGAAGCGAUGGCGCUGCCGGUGGCGUUCGGUCUGCAGGCUCUCCCUCCUGAGCUGCUGCUCCGGGUCCUCCGCCUGCUGGACGUCCACUCCCUGGUCAGACUGUCGGCCACCAGCUGGCACUUCAGCGCCGCGUCAUCUGACUCCACCCUCUGGAAACAUCUGUACUUGCGGGACUUCUCUAGUUCAGUUCCCGACCUACCCAGAGAGACAGACUGGAAACAGCUUUACAAAAAGUCCUACAAAACCUGCUUAGACGUACAACAUCACAUUCGUCCCUACUCCCUGCCGCCCUUCCCCAUACGUGACAUCAUCACCACGGUGCCCCGUCCCCUCUUCCCUCCGCUGCCAGGGAUCAUCGGGGGCGACUACGACCAGCGACCAAACCUCCCACGCAACCUUCUGCGACCUCGCCACGACCCCAUCGGCCCGCUUGUGGAUAUCUCCUCAGGACAUCCAGGACGACCCCGUCUGGAUUUCCGCAGACCAGGAGGAAGAUCGGCAAACAUCCGGAGAGGAUUCAUCUGAGGGUCGCUUCCAGAACUGAACAAUAAAAACACAACAAAACAGUUUAUUAAAGUCUGUUUGGUUCUGAAGCUCCAAAGAUGAGGCUGAAAAUACAUUAAAAUGGAUUUCAGGUUUCAGAGACCUGAAUGUUUCCACUAAGACGACACAAAUCUCUAAAUGUCUAAAAAUGAAAGAAAAUUUACUUUAAAAAAAAAAAAAAAAGAA
Molecule: messenger RNA, 1749 nt
Organism: Poecilia reticulata (guppy)
Lineage: Eukaryota; Metazoa; Chordata; Actinopteri; Cyprinodontiformes; Poeciliidae
Gene: fbxo7
Product: F-box protein 7
Biological process (GO): positive regulation of autophagy of mitochondrion
Molecular function (GO): protein kinase binding
Source: RefSeq, a predicted model, not a curated record